Molecule: messenger RNA, 2091 nt
Organism: Tilletiopsis washingtonensis
Lineage: Eukaryota; Fungi; Basidiomycota; Exobasidiomycetes; Entylomatales
Exons: 20
Coding region: 1-2091 (696 amino acids)
Biological process (GO): meiotic cell cycle; regulation of synaptonemal complex assembly
Source: RefSeq, a predicted model, not a curated record
AUGGACGCAUGCGCGUCGUUCUUUUUGGCUGGCCAGUCCGCGUCAGAGAACAACAACAGCGCCUCGUCGUGGGCGUUCGACAAGGCGCUCGGAGACGGCACCGUACCGGAGGGAGCGGGCGUGAAGCUCCGCAACAGCCGCGAGAGCUCCAGUGAUCAGUCGAUUGCACACGCGAUCGAGUGGCUCCGCCGAGCCGUGAUGGUCCUCGAGAGGUGCAGCGGCAGCGUGGCCAAGGAGCUCGGCGCUCGGACAUUGCGCAAGCUCGCGCGUGCCUACCUCGCUGCCGGCGAGCUGGACCGUGCCCAGACGACGCUCGACGAGCUUGUGAAGCUGCAGAAGCAGCUCGGCAUUCGCGCUGUAGACCCAGCCGUGCAUUUCUUGCGCCUCGAGAUCUUGCGCACGCGCGAGAAUGUGAGCGAUGCUGAGCUCGUCUCAGCGGCCCGUGCUGCUUUUGAGUCGAUGGUCUGGAUCGAGAGUGAAGUGGACCGCCGUGAGCGCUCGAUGGAUCAGCACGACCCAGGCGCCCAGAAGCUCACGGCCCUGUCCAGCGUGCUCGCACAGCUGUGCAAGCAUUGCCUGUCGGCUGCGCUCGUCUCCGGACGAGAGUUCGCGGGCCGCAUCGCCUUGGCGUUCAUGAUCCUGAUGAAGGAGGUCGCGGACAUCACGCCGGCGCGCGAGAUGCUCGACGCACUGGCAUCUGCGCAUUGCGAGCUGACGGACGAGUCCGCGUUCGCCAUCGCGAUGAUGGCUUGGCGUCAUGGCGACAAGCUGAGCAAGCGUGUGCCGCCUCGUCUGCUCGAUGCAGGCUGCUUCUACGCACUAGCGACGCACAACGUGCUGCUAGGCAUUCCGAUCAACGUCGCCCGCAGCAUUCGCUGCCGCGAUGAUGCGGCCAACUGGUUCCUCUACUUCGUCAUCGCGAUCCGCCAGACGGAUGAGGCAGAGGCGCUUCGUGCGCUCGAGGGACUCGUCGGCGCGCCCAACUUCCACAAUCGCAUGCUUCCCGUGAUCGUUCAAGAAGCGCAAGGCGCCGGCUUCCACACGCUGUUGGCCCGCGCCCUUGCGCAGACCGCUGAGCGCGCCGACAGCGACGAGGACUUCGCUCGAGACGUCGACCGCGCCACUCUGAGCCGCUCGAUGCUGAAGCUGUACCUGCCUGCGGAGGGAGAGUCGCUCGACAAGGACGCGACCGACGAUCGCAUGCGCAAGGAGGCAGAGUGGGCCGCCAAGGCUGUGUACAACGCGACGCUCGCAUCGGUCCAGUCGCUCGACAACACGCACCGGCUGGCUCUCUUCGAUGCCUGCUUGCAGCUUCUCGACACGUACGCCAAGUUCGAGCGCGAUCCGGAAGCCACGCCUCUUGGCACUGUGCGCAUCAUGGCUGCCGUCACGGCGCUCGUUGGUGCAGCGCAUCUGGCGCGCGAGGAGACGGCAAGCGGCGAAGCGGCGUGGCAGGACAUUUUGCGCCGCUGCGCAAUGAGCGACAAGUACUUGGCUCUCGCUCGCGACACAGGCGAGGCGAUCCCGUCUCUGUCGGAGAUUCAGCUCGCCAUCCUCGUGUUCCGCUUCGAGGCAUGCGUCGCGCUGCAUUCGUGGACUGCGGUUGAGCAGCUCAUCCAGUCCACUGCCGUGCAGCCGCCGACAGAGGUGCUAGAGGCGUGGAUGGAGAUUCUGUGGGGCGAGGCGAGCGCGCCCGUCGCCCUCGUCUCGCAGACGCUGCAGAAGAUUGUCGAGUUCAUGUGGCAGGAGGACGGCGGACCUGACGUCAAGCGCCUCUCGCGCUGGCUGCGCGCGCUGCUGCAGCUGAGCCUCGACGAGAACGAGCCGGUGGCCGUGGUGCGCAGCCACUUUGAGCGUGCUCUGCUCGUCGCGUCGAUGGCAAAGGACAGCGAGUCGGACAAGCAGCAAAUGCCCAACGAGGAGCUGCAGUGGCUGCUGGCCAAGGCGUGGGCGCAGGGCGUCGCUCUGCAGCACACGGGCGAUGCGGCCGAGGGCCGCUUCUUCUUCUUCGCCGCCAUCACGUUCUGCGAGCGCAUGGCCGGCGAGGCGUCGCGUGCCAUGUGCAGCCAGCUGCUCACCGAGUACAAGUGA